AAGUGAAAAGAAUAUUAUUUUUGGAUUUAUUCACGCUGCGGGAAAUGUUUCUUCAACCGAGACGCUAAAGGUGAAACGAAAUGGCAGUAAACAGCCCCAGCGGUUAUCCUCCUAUCUCCCCAAAACCCCUGACACCCAAGAGCCCACGGCAUUUCAUCUUUCCGCAGAAAAGCCCAUCAAUAACUUCGAGCACAUCAUCUUCAGGGUACUACACCCCUCAAUCUGGCUGCAGUUACGAUAAGCAUGCUCCACCAAAAAGCCCUCUUGCCCACGGGCACAGAAGUCCCAUGAGCCCGAGGCAUUUCAACUUCAACCCCCCAAAGUCUCCAUCCGAACACUCCAGCCCUUGCCAUAUCGACAGAGGCCUCCACUACACGACUUCAUUGAAGCACCAUCGGCGAGAGAAAUCCAGGUCACCGAAACCUCCUCCCGUGCACAUUCACACAAACCCUGGUUAUGUAUCACCAAACAGAACCAGGAAAUUAUACAGCUCAACUUCCACAGUGAGUUCUCCACGCAUGGUGACAUCACCCAGCAUUAUAUCCAGCCAUACUGAUGAUUCCACCGAUGCUAUGGCUGGUACCCCAUCGGCGUUAAUGCAUGAUGCUGACGACGAAGCAACGACAACAUCAUCAAGAGCUUGCCGCAAGUCAACGUCUGAUUUAACGGAUUUUACUGAUGACACUCCGCAGACGAGGUCAACAAGCAUCAGCAGACCAUGCUCUCCUAUGAGAAGGGGUUCUGUAAAAGGAGGUUUAGCAUAUCUAGCAAGUAGAAGAGGAUCAAGGGAUUCAACGGUAUCAAAUUGCGAUUCAGUUGAAGAUAUAGGACCUUUGAAUUUUCAAAAUACGGUCCGUGGACGGCAGAGACGCACAUCAAAUUUCUUGGAACUGCCUGUUGUUGAACACUCGAGACCCCGUGUCUGCUCGCUACCUGAGAAGCCUUACAACCCUCGGGUUUCUGAUGACCUCUACAGACUUCGAACGUUCUCUAUCACCAAUAAGGGCAGCGUGGUAAAUUGCGGUGACUCUAUAUGCAAUCGACGGAGCCGUUCUAACACCUCAGUCAAUUCAACUAAUAGCAGGGCUUCAGAUAGGUCUCCGUUCGAUGGUUCAUGUUGUUCUGGAUACAGGCCCGUGGACUCCAGCAGCCUCACCACACCCGAUGAAGACGACUUGGAUCCCAUACCAAAAUAUCGAGUGGUGCUGUUAGGAGACGCAGGAGUUGGCAAAACGGCACUGGUCUCACAGUUCAUGACGUCAGAGUAUAUGAACACGUAUGAUGCUAGUCUGGACGACGAGUUUGGCGAAAAAUCUGUGUCCGUACUACUUGAUGGAGAGGAGUCUGAACUAAUAUUCAUCGAUCAUCCGAGUACAGAAAUGUCUGUGGAGAACUGCCUUUCAACCUACGAGCCGCAUGCUUGCGUCGUGGUCUACUCGGUUGUCGCCAAAAGCUCAUUCACCAGGGCAGCAGAACUGCUGGCGUACCUAGCAAGAGAACAGUUCACUUGCGAUAGAACAGUUGUCUUGGUUGGAAAUAAGGCAGAUCUAGCAAGAGCACGACAGGUUACUACUAAUGAGGGAAAAGCUUUAGCCACGUCACGUGAUUCCAAGUUUAUUGAAACAUCAUCUGGAAUUCAGCACAACGUGGAUGAGCUUUUGGUUGGGAUUCUAAAACAGAUACGUUUGAAGGAGAGCAGAGAGAAGAAACAAGCAAAGAAGAUCGGUAAACAGGACGCAAAACCUUCAAAGUUGGCCAGCUCCCGUACCCACAUAUCGCUCAGCAUCGCCCGGGAGCUCCUACAAAAAAUCUGUAUCAAUGAUAUUUCAAAAUCCAAAUCCUGUGAAAAUCUUCAUGUACUGUAAACUCGUCACGAAUUUAAAACAUACUUAGUCUAUACUUGUUAAAGUAGUUUUAACAAUUUCAGUGAACGGACAUUUAUACUUCUGAUAAAUUUUGGCAAUGUAUUAUUGUUCAAGGAUUAUUUUGCAUUGCUCAUUAAACUCAAAAUAACUUUAUUCAUCUAGGUAAUCGAGUCGAGUAAAGGUACACUUAUGAACGUCAGAAAAUAAGUAAAAUUAAUUGUAAAUUUACAUUGACUACCAGUUCGCAAGUCGAGGGCGUAGAGCAGGCAAGAAGAACUGGCAAGAAACUUUCUGCCACUUUUAAAUCGCUAAGUUUUUACUCAUACAAAUUCCACAUCACAUAAGUGUAAUACCACAAACAGCUAUUGGUUUGUUCCUUAUCACUCGGCAUAUAUAUAAAUGAGAUGAAACAUUAGAUAACUCCUUCGGCUUCAAACAACGGUAACUAAAGAAUAAAACAUGUUUGUCAAUAUGAUUCGCAAUUCUUACUGGGAAAACCUCGUUAACAUUGCAACAGCCAUUAUUUGUUUAGUCUCGUAAACGUCACGCGGUUCGAGACUUUUAUGUUUAUAAUUUCGUGUUCAGUUUCUAUACAAACUGAACGAACUAAAUACCGGCUUUGGAUGAAAUUGUAUUUUUAUUUAUUAAUUAAAAAUAUUUUUAUUUACUGUCACAACAAAGGAUUCACAGACAAAACAAUGUAGCAACAACAAAAUCGAAUGCUGAAAAUGUUAAUCUAUAUGGAGAGGGCGGACAAAAGCAUUUUUAAUUUUUUGUUUUCUUUAUGAAAACAAUGUCUAGACAGGGCGAGACAAGAUAAUAGAAUAAACACAAUGCAAUUGCUUUCCUGACGGUUACGAAUGAACAAGGUUACGCAGGUCAAUAUGUUUACUUACUUUAUAUAAAGGAAAUUAGAAAUUGUUGGCAAACAUCACCUUAUGUUUAUUUAUUUACUACAUACCAUACUAAGAUUGCCAACACAAGAAGGAUUAAAUAUUCUUCAUAACAGUCGAAGUAUAAAAACUGCAAUCAAAACAAUUCACUGAAAGGCCUAUUCCAGACAUUAUAUUAGUAGUAGGUUCCCAUUGUGACGAGUUCUUCAACAAAUAACUUUAUUUCCAUCUCCUCUCAGCUCAAUUAUCUCUUUAUAGAGCUAUAGAUGGAGUAAAAACUCUAAGGAAUUAUUUAUUCCAAUAUUUUGUCAGCCAAAUAACGUACUAUAUCCAGAUUUCAUACUGCGUAGAAGUUUCACAACUUUACUUAUGACGUGUAAACGUAGCAGUUUCGCUACGUCAUCUAAUAUAACGGCACAAAAUUAGGAGCAAAUAACUUGUACAAUAGGAAACUUUUGUUAGAACUUUUUAUUGUAUAGAUUCUAAUUAUAUGUUUCUGAAUGAGUUGUGUAACUUGUGUUGUACGACCUAAAGGAAUAUUCGAUAUUUGAAUUUUGUUUUACAAUUUUAAACUUCGAGCACAGAUUACUAAUACUAU
Messenger RNA from Pieris brassicae (large cabbage white), 3356 nucleotides. RefSeq lists its product as uncharacterized. Bases 81 to 1865 code for a protein of 594 amino acids. Gene Ontology annotation, cellular component: plasma membrane. NCBI's taxonomy places the organism in Eukaryota, Metazoa, Arthropoda, Insecta, Lepidoptera, Pieridae. The record is from RefSeq and is a predicted model, not a curated record. The transcript is spliced from 9 exons. Gene Ontology annotation, molecular function: calcium channel regulator activity; GTP binding; GTPase activity.